Messenger RNA from Acromyrmex echinatior (Panamanian leafcutter ant), 2461 nucleotides. RefSeq lists its product as uncharacterized. Lineage: Eukaryota; Metazoa; Arthropoda; Insecta; Hymenoptera; Formicidae. The record is from RefSeq and is a predicted model, not a curated record.
UUUGUAAUUGAAGAAUGAGUUUUAAUAAUUUAAAGAUUUGAAUAUGAAAGUGUCAAUAGUUCGUGAUUAUAAAAAAAAAAGAUAGUAAAAAAGUAGCAUACUUUCUGACUGCCAUUAUUCAAUUUACCAUUUGGUCCUUUGAUAAAAGAUCUUCCUAAUGCCAUAUUACAUAGUCCCCCUUCUUUUAUAUUUUAACCCCUUUGAAAGGGGUAUAGCAACCCCUUUCUCCAUAAAAAGGGGUAGCUGCUAAAAAAGGGUGCUGCAGCAGCAGAAAUAUUGACUGCGUUCCUUCAACAAUUUGCAACUUGUGUACAUUAAAAUAUUCAUGUUUUGCAUUUAAUUAAGUAUUAUAAGCAUAGUAUAUAGGUGUCUUCAUAUAAUUUAAGUUAAGGCACACCAAUAACACAAGAUACGAUACAUGGGACUUCGACUGCUCCGUCCGAGCAUGCUCGGUAUCCCAGAGACUGCUGCUCGCUGUCCCUCUCCAACGUUUCUUACGGAAGAGAAACUCCUGGGGGUUGGUUGGGAGCCGCUUGUGAUUGGGUAGGAUAGUAUUGGAUCUACCCCGCAGACUACUCUGCAUGGAAAGGGUAGCUCAGUUUGGCACAGGCUGUUGUCAAAUCUACUUCGCAGUGUGUUUGGUAUCAAACUAUUGUCAGGAUGCCAGGAUUAUGUGAACCAGUGGUAGCUUUGAAAGUGUGUAAUAAUUUCAAGUGGAGAAGCGAAAGCUCGAGCGUGGGCGGCGCAGGAUUACGAGAAUCGCACAGACAGGCCUGUGAACACGUGCGAAAAUCUCAUGUCUCGACGUUUGCGCCCAUGUCAUCGAUCGUUCUUCCGUUUAACGUUUCUCGCGUUGAGAAAAUCCGAUUUCUUCGUUCUCCCCUCAUCCCUCCGCAUUUCAGUGGCAAAUUAUUGGACUCGAUUCACGAUGACCACGCCCAAGACGAUUUCUUAAGCGAGCUGAUAUCAAGAAGCGUAAGGAUGUUCGGGUACGCGAGCUGAGGAAGAUGACGAAGAGAGUCAGGGGUUGGAAAGAAAAAGAAACGAGGGAUGGCUCUUUGUCUCGAGAGUUCGGAUUCUGAAGAUAGAGGCUAAUUCCUGGCAGCCACCCUUCGAGGAAUGUCGACUUCUAUCCUGCACAAGAUCUUCUCUUGUUCACCUUUUCGUCCUUUCGUCCUUUUCCUUUGCCUUUGCUUGGGUACUUUGAUGUUCCUAAUUUGAUUGAAGGAAUCCGUCGUACGGAUACUAACUUCGUCUUUAUUGAUUGCUGUUUUGUUCAAUCUCCGUUGUCGAAGGACCGAUAGACGCGCCGCAGGAUGCAAGCGAUAUCUAAUCCGAAAUCCUUUCGACGUAACGUUUAAAUUCCACUGAUCCUUACUAUAGUCCACCUCAUAGGUAAAGCUGACGAUUCACUUUAUCGUGCGUUGAAGAAAAAUUGAUCAAUCCUUGCAAUUCGAUUAUAACGCAAUUAACUUUAUCAAUUCGGUAAUAAUAAAAAAUGUAAUGUAAAGAGAGCUCUUAUAAGAAUCAUAAUAGUGACCAACUUUUUAUGUCAUCAACAAUAUUUCUGUCAUCACGUCGAUAAUCUACCAAUAUUUCCGCAAUUUUUCUCAACAUCAGCCUUAUAAGUUCUGCUUGAGACAACUUAUGCUAGCGACAGUUAUUACAUCGUAACUAUCAAGAGAAUCGUCGAAAAUUCGUUUUGAUUAUAUCGAAGUCGCUGCUGGCAUCCAGCGAUCGGGCUUCUAAUCUGAUUCGAGCCGUUUAUACGGAACCAAAUGUCGAUAUCCACUCCAGUGUGGACUUCAACUUCCUUUUUUCCUCCCCCCAAUUCGUCCCGCCUCUGGCCGCCCGUAAGGAAAAAAGGAACGCUAUCAGGAAACCCGAUAAAGGGGGUCCGCGAAUUUUCUGCAAAACCGGAGAGAUCUCGGACGGAGCUGCACGCCGUAUCUUAUCGUGAAGCAGACGUCCGCGGCAGAGAAUCCCCGGACUCGGGCAUCCCGUAUAUAGGUACGUACCUGUAUUAUAUCUGCGUCGUUCACAUAUCUGGAUAGGAGCGCAUCAUAUUCCCCCGUACCUUUCUACCUACCCGCUACCACUCUGUAUCGAUACAUCGUACGUAUACGGGUGGAAUAUCGCGCACGUGUAUCUAUAUUAUAUCUCGCGAAAUAUCGAAUGGGCGUCGUCUCGAACGGAGAUACUAUGCUGUAGAAUGUCCUAUAGCACGUCUAGAAUGCGCGCCGGAUUACCGAUCGCGACAGUAUCAUUUAUACGAAAUUCCGAUUGUUACGAUUUUCUACGACUUGUAGCUUACUAUAUAAAAUGAUAACAACUGCGUCCAAAUAUAAAAAUUUUGUCGUACAGUCUUGUCAAUGUCUGCAGCACAAUGAGCUCAAUAAAAAAAUGUAAGCAAGCUAUCAUGUAUAUGUGAUAAUGAGAUCUAUAUAUUAUAUACAGUAAA